GUUCUGUUGAGAUAGAGAAAGGGUUUAAUGCAGCGUGUGACUACCUUUACGACUACUUUUACUACACAAUCGAGAAAGAGAGUUUUUUGUUCUGGAAUACCUUUGAGACCACUGUCUACGACAUCUCAUUUUUCACUCACGACGGUUUUUGGAUAUACGCCUAGAGCUACGAUACAGAAAAGAAAUAUGUCGGAUAUCAAGAAGGUUUUUACAGCUAAUGCCUGUCCUCCUGCUGGACCUUACACCCAAGCCAUCAUUGCCGGCCCCAACGUCUUCGUCUCUGGCCAAAUCCCCGCCGACACAAAGGGCAACCUAAUCGAAGGCAGCAUCGCCGACAAGACCAAGAUGUGCUGCGAGAACAUCAAGGGUAUCCUCACUGAAGCCGGUGUUGCUAUGGAGAGGGUUGUAAAGGUCAACGUCUUCCUCGACGACAUGGCAAACUUCGCCGAGAUGAACUCCAUCUACGAGCAGUACUUUGCCCACAAGCCCGCGAGGAGCUGCGUUGCAGUUAAGCAGCUGCCCAAGGGUGUGCCUGUCGAGAUCGAGUGCAUUGCGUAUAACGGUAUGGGCCAUGCAAAGCUCUAAUGCUGAUGUAGGGUGUGUGUUGAUUAUCUUGUGUAGGUUAAUCGACUGUAUGACGUGGUGGUACCUCAACGGGCGAUUUGCGUGUAUAGGCUGAUUGCAAGGUAUAGUGGUUAAGGGGUGGGGUAUGAUGGAUACGGUACGAGGCCAUGUUAGAAGCGAGGUAUAGGCUUUUGGAACUACACUUGAAUCUACUACCACCCACCA
Pyrenophora tritici-repentis Pt-1C-BFP is the source of this 789-nucleotide messenger RNA. NCBI's taxonomy places the organism in Eukaryota, Fungi, Ascomycota, Dothideomycetes, Pleosporales, Pleosporaceae. The record is from RefSeq and is a predicted model, not a curated record.